Messenger RNA from Suillus fuscotomentosus, 1111 nucleotides. RefSeq lists its product as uncharacterized. Gene Ontology annotation, cellular component: membrane. The record is from RefSeq and is a predicted model, not a curated record. The transcript has 11 exons. Bases 11 to 1012 code for a protein of 333 amino acids. Lineage: Eukaryota; Fungi; Basidiomycota; Agaricomycetes; Boletales; Suillaceae.
UGAUGUGCCCAUGCACACCCUUGAACUCAUUGCAGUUCGUAUGGGCAUCACCUUGGCAUGUUGUGUAUUAUACAUGGUUGCAAUGAAGAUUCCAGAUCCUAUCCUUGGUCCCAAAGGCGUGAGGCUGUUGCUAGUGAACAGAGGCUUGUGCGGUUUCUUCGGUCUGUUCGGGAUGUACUAUUCCCUGCAGUACCUUUCAUUAGCAGAUGCGACGGUGUUGAGUUUUCUUGCGCCACUCUCAGCAGCAAUAGGUGGAUACAUCGUCUUAAAGGAGCCCUAUUCGAAGCGUGAAGCAUUUGCAGCAAUCGUGAGCUUGCUUGGUGUCAUUCUAAUUGCUCGACCGCCAUUUUUGUUCGGUGAUACUAACAGCGUAAACUCAGACAGCAGUGAUGCGGCUUCUAGCCUAGCUACCGCGAUAGAUAGGAUACGAGCUGUCUGCGUCGCUGUUUUUGGAAUUGUCUUAGGAACUGGUGCCUUAUUGUCAAUGCGUGCGAUAGGCAAACGCGCUCAUCCGAUGCAUCUCAUGAUGUUUUUCUCUACAUGGUGCACAAUCGUCGCCUCUGCUGCAAUGUACUUCAUGAAGAUCCCAAUCGUUUACCCUCACAACUGGAAAUGGGCUGCUAUGCUCAUUUUCAUUGGACUUUCGGGUUUUUUCGCGCAGACUUUGACUACGAUCGGCUAUCAACAUGAGACUGCAGCACGCGGCUCUAUGGGUCAAUAUGUACAACUCUUAUUUGCUGGAGUCCUGGAAUACGUGAUCUUCGGCACAGUUCCUUCGGCGCUAUCGCUUAUCGGAGCUGCUAUCAUCAUGGCAUCAGCUAUAUACGUUAUUAUUUCAAAGAAGGGUUCACCGAAGGAGCCUGAGGCGAUUAGCCUCAGAGAGUCGGACUCCGCUCUUGAGGAAGGCCUGUCGUAUACUGAAUCGCCAAACACGACGAUUGAACUUGCUGAGACGGGCUCAAGCAAGAGGAUAGGACAUGAAGACUUGAAGGAAAAGCCGCCACCUACGUGAAGUUUAUGUUUUUAAAACCUCCUAUGAUUACAACUACCUUUAUGGCGGCUGAAGAUGAUGUAUUUAAAUGACCUUGGAUGCUACAAAUGUCUAUGUCUA